Salpingoeca rosetta is the source of this 3892-nucleotide messenger RNA. RefSeq lists its product as uncharacterized. The transcript has 15 exons. Gene Ontology annotation, molecular function: small GTPase binding; GTPase activator activity. Gene Ontology annotation, cellular component: nucleus; perinuclear region of cytoplasm; cytosol. The coding region runs from base 119 to 3892 and encodes 1257 amino acids. Gene Ontology annotation, biological process: activation of GTPase activity; nucleocytoplasmic transport. The record is from RefSeq and is a predicted model, not a curated record. Lineage: Eukaryota; Choanoflagellata; Craspedida; Salpingoecidae.
CGCCACAGGACCACCAUCAAAACAGAAAACAACGCAGGACCACGGACAACAAGCAAGCUGCAUAGCUGCUGUAGUGCUGCGGUGCUGUGUGUGUGCAGGGGGCACCAACUGCGUCACGAUGACGACAACGUCGACGCCAACAGUGCUCGAGAAGGUGGAAGCGUUCUUAGCAAAGACGAGGUUGGAGGAUUCGGUGAAACGAAAAAUCAGACACAUCGCCACCAACACCUAUGGAGAGUUUGUGAGAAUGGGAGAUGCUGGACUCGACGAUAAUGGAGCGAGUGCGCUUGCCGAGGCAUUGAGAGGCAACACCUCACUUCAAGAGCUACAUUUGCAACGCAAUUCAAUUGGCGCUGUCGGUGCGGCCGCCUUGGCAGAUGUACUGGAAAACAACAAGACGGUGAAGCAACUUUGGUUGGAUGACAACUCCAUUGGCCCUGAGGGCACAGUGGCCUUGGCAGAUAUGCUCAAGCGCAACAACAGCGUGAAGGUUCUCUGGCUGUCUCGCAACGCUAUUGGGCCUGACGGCGCUGCAGCCUUGGCAGACAUGUUAAGACACAACACCUGCAUUGUGGACCUGAAUCUUGGGAAGAACCGCAUGGGUGAUGAAGGCGUCCGUUCUCUCGCAGCCGCGCUUGCGCAUGACAACACCACUCUGAACAGAAUAUGGGUUUGGGAAAAUGACCUCGGCCCCGCUGCGGCGGGAGCAUUGGCGGAAAUGUUGCGACACAAUUCAUGGCUGUCAAGAUUGAGUUUGUCCAACAAUGACAUUGGUACAAGUGGUGGAGCUGCCUUUGGAGGAGCAUUGCGCAAGAAUCGCACCCUUGAAGGACUUCUCAUCCACCACAACUCUUCCCAGGCCGCUCGUGCCUUUGGGGCGGCACUGCCAGUGAACCGACGCAUCGACACGGGUAAUUGGACGUCUGAGGAACGGGUAGCCUUCAACCAAGGACGAGACGAGAAGAGGCGACAACAACAAGAGUUUUUCUCCGCGUGCAAGCAUGGCAACCUUGAGGCCGCAAGCACCCUAAUCAAGCAAAACAACACUGUCAUCAAUGAACAGAACGAACAAGACGACACACCGCUUCAUUUUGCUUGCAAGCACAAUCAAGUGGCCAUUGUUUCGCUGUUGCUUGAAAAUGGCGCAGAUAUCACUGCUACUAACGCAAAUGAGGAGACCGCUUAUGAUGAAGCUGCAAUCCGGGGCCACAUCGACAUUAUUAGUCUCGAGGACUUGCGCCCAGCGAACAGCAAUGAUGCCCGGCUCAAAUACCAAAAUGAAGUCAUUCGGCACAUGCUCGAGAUUUCUGCACAGUCCCAAACGCAGAUGGCAGCACGUGCGAAGCUCAUGAUUGUCGGAGAAGGAGGUGCAGGCAAAACAACGACGCUGCGCUCGUUGAUGGCCGAGACGUUUAAUCCAGUUCACAACUCCACGCGUGGUGCGGAUGGUGUGAACUUGGAUGUCACGGUCGAAACAAUGGACGUCUGUGAUUGGCAGAGUGUCGAGCCAGGCACGUCCGAGUACAUGCGCACCCUACGAGAUACGGCACUGGCAAGGACUUCGGGUAUUGCGGCAACACUGAAGAAAGAGAUGAUGAAAGCAACCCAAGAGCGGCAGCAGCGGUCACGGUUGCAACAACAACGGCAAAAACCAGGUCCAACAACUUCAAGACGGCAUCGAAGACUUCCGGUUCCACCUACAAAUCCUGCAAGCAAGCUAGCGCCACAAACCGGUUCCACGAUAGCUCAACCCACAGACCCACCCUUGCAUGACGAGACAGACCCAGUUCCAGACCCAGAUGGCGUGGUCAAUGAGGCUGCCACGACUUCAACAAGUCGAGAGGAUCUUGAACGGGCCAUCAAAGAUGUGAACCUUGACAUGACAAUUGCUCAAGGCAAAGCGCGGGUCACGUUCAAGGUCUUUGACCUGGGUGGCCAGUCCACCUUCUACAUCUUCCACCCUUUCUUCCUCACAGAGUAUGCGGUGUACCUCCUGGUAUUCUCCAUGGAGAGCUUGUUGCACCCAGAUGACGAGAAACGCGAGGCUACCUGGGAGUUUAUUGAGUAUUGGCUUUCCUCCCUCCACCUCCACGCCAAGGGCGCACCCGUCCUCAUCAUUGGCACAUUUGCUGACGUGGUGGCAUCCCCAAGACAACAUCACCAGGUGUCUGAACAACUCUUCAAGCGAUUCCGGUACAACCCGGCCUUCCCUUCUGUCAUCCACAACGACAAGCACGGCCUAUGGUUUUGGCCCAUUGACAACACCAAGUCCAUCGAUGACCCCAUGAUCCAGGACCUGCGCCAGACCAUCUCCUUCACAGCACUGGCGCAGCCGUUUGUGAGCCGAGAAAUAGCUGUGUCGUACAUUCGCCUCUACGACGAGUUGAUGAGCAUGCACAGAGCAUCUCACAGGCCCUUUGUUACACUCGCAGAAGCCACAGAUAUUGGUCGCAAAAAGUUUGGCCUGCAAAACAAGAUGGACACGAGGAUGUGUCUGAAGUAUCUGCACCUGUAUUCUAUGGUGCUGUACUAUGAUGACAUCGACGGUAUGGAUGCCUUCGUCAUCUUGAGCCCCCAGUGGGCGGUAGACACGAUGACAAGUGUCAUCCGCAACUUCGACCUCCACAGCGAUGUUCACGACCAAGAAGCAAUUAGGCUGGGUGCCCACUUAUGGGACGAUCUGGUCCUUCGUGGCAUCCUGCACCGCCAAGUGCUGGAGGUGCUGUGGAGGGAUAUGCAAUGUGACCUGGUUGAGCCGUUCUUGCGCUUGAUGAUGGAAUAUGGAUUGUGUGUGCAAUACACACUCCCAAGGGUGGCACGAAACGGGGGUGCUCCAAAGCAUGUCCUGGCACAACAACAACAACAACAACAACAACAACAACAACAACAACAACAACAACAACAACAACAACAACAACAACAACAGGAGCAGGAGCAGAAGCAGGAGCAGGAGGAGGAGGAAUGCUACCUCGUGCCGGCGAUCCUGCCCAUGACCCUUGACCCAUCACCAACUCCACUGACUUCACCGACAUCAUCAACAGCUCCAGCCUCUCCGACAAGUGCUGAUGAGGCGUCGUCGAUGUCAUCUUCUGUGGUAUUGAGCACAACUGUGGCCCAGCGAUUUCACUCGUAUCUCGGACAUGAGCCGAACACGGCGUACAUCAGCUUCAUCGCUGGACCUGCACAGCCGAGUGCAAAUGCCGACGUGAGCAUAGAUGCCCUUCAGCGCACAACCUUCCUGCCUGAAGGCAUCUUCACCAUGUUGCUCGCACACGUGCUGCAGCGCACGCAACCAACAGCUACGCGAGAGCCAAAGCUCAGCCGUACCCAUGUCGUUAUCUUCGCAGCAGAUUCGAGAGUGGAGCUGCGGCUUGUUCCUGCUGUUGGCGGCAUCAAAGUUUGGAUUGAUGGUCCUGAACCACGCAUGUUCUUGGAUCAACUUCAUGAAACCAUCAACCAGGCCAUGGCACGUCGAUAUGGUGACUUGCACGUGCAGUUGUUUCUUCCAUACGACGAAGACACGCUGUUGCACUUUGACUCAGUCCAGCAACAGUACAGCGCUGGCAUAUGGGUUGAUCGCCACCGCGUAACGUCUCGGUGUUUGGCUGAAAAGUUUGCUGCGUUCUUUCCACACUUGCCGACAUCAACUCCAACUCCAGAUGCCAGUGUAAUGGAUGAAGACCUCUUCAAUUCCGACCUUGCGAACUGGCUACAGCGACACGGUCUCCUUGUACACGUGAAGAGUGUGUUGAUCGACCACGGCAUUUCCACGCUGCAAGAUCUUGUGGAGCUUGUGAUUGACGGGGACUUAACGAAGAAGGACCUCAUUGCAGCUGGUGCGAAGAAAGGGCACGCGAACAUGCUCAUUCGCUUAGCCAGGGAGGAGGGGUGA